This is a messenger RNA of Platichthys flesus (European flounder), 2022 nucleotides long. Its product is annotated as KIAA1328 ortholog. The record is from RefSeq and is a predicted model, not a curated record. The transcript has 12 exons. NCBI's taxonomy places the organism in Eukaryota, Metazoa, Chordata, Actinopteri, Pleuronectiformes, Pleuronectidae. Bases 31 to 1854 code for a protein of 607 amino acids.
CUCUCAGGGAGCGGUGGCGGUUGAUUCAACAUGGCGGCAGGAGCAACAAGAGGUGGAAGUUCGGGGAUAUUUUGGAUGAAUGACGUGCCAGAUGACGAGCAUCCAUUUGCUUUUGUUCCCGGACUGGAUGGAGAAGUGAUCCCUCGAAACCCCUUCAACCUGGGACCAGACAGCACCGGCUCAUUCAGUAGAGGGGCCACAAAGAUGCGGGUUGCAGCCAGACGUAGCUCUGGUUCUAAGAGGGGUGGCAAAAUACAGGGCUACUUACAAAGCGAUCGCUCUGGGGCUUAUACUAAGGAAAAAGUGUCAGUCCAACAAAGUGCUGGCCUGUCAACAGAGCACACACCUUCCCUGGCAUCUGAUGCUUCUCUCCCCCCACCACAGGUUAUUUCUGCGCCCAGCAGAGGAAGCGGCCAGGUCUGCCUGAAGGACCUCUGUUCUGAAGAUAAGCGUCGAAUUGCAAACCUCAUUGAAGAACUAGCCAGAGUGAGCGAGGAGAAAGAAGAGUCAGUGAAGCGUCUGAAAGAUGAGCAGGGACAUUUUGAACAGAAAAUCCAACAACUGGAGCAACAUAAUGUGGUCAUUGCAGAGGAGAGGGAGAGCCUGCAGCAUCAGUACAGAGAGUGCCAGGAGCUGCUUGGUCUCUAUCAGACAUACCUUUCUCAGCAACAGGCGAAGCUCAAUGAGUCGAUCGCCCAGCUCAGCCAGGCACCAGCCCACAACAAGGUGCUCAGCAGUGAUGCAGCCACCAGCAAAGCUAAUGGCUCCCUCUUUGAUGGCUCCUACCUCGGCCUCGCUGCUGCCCGAGCACAACAGCCUCAAGAGCACAGGAGUGGGAAUAGAGGUAGAGGAGAGGCACAGACAUCGAGCAACCCUGCCUCCCUUUCCAGUGCGAGUGAGCGGAGUCCAAAUGACGGGCCAAUAAAUAUGCACAGGAUUCACAAAAAGGAGUGCAGGCUGCCACACAUGGAGUCCUGCUACAGAUGUGAGCGCUGCCAAGCCAGUGGUCAAGACAGUGGCUACAGAACACAGCAACGGAGAAAUGAUAAUAGCUCUCGUCUAGAGAAUGGGCAACAUGACGCCUUGAAUCCACAUGAUUGUGAAAGGCUCCAUAGUGGGACUGCUAUGGGCUCAGAGACCAAAGAAGCCCUGACCAGGCCUCUGCUGGGUCAUGAGGACUGGGAGGAAAAGAGGCACCAGCUGCUGCUGCAGAAAAUGCAGUUGGAGAUGGAGAGAGAGAAGCUACAGGCACGGCUGGAGGAGCAGGAAGAGAGGCUCAACAGACAGAAUCAGCAGCUCCAGCAGUCGCGUCUCGAUUACAGCCGGUUUCAACAAGCUGCUCAAGCUGAGCUCAGCAGCUCAGAGCCUUGGACUGGAGAUCCUCAGCUGGAGGGCCCCUCCUGCCAAGAUUUACCCUCCAGUGUGCGUGGGGAUGCAGAGGUACAUCAUGCCGAACAGAACCUGCAUGGAAAAUGCUCACAACCGGCACCUGCUCCUGUAGUUAACGGUUUGCAGACACAUGAGCCCCCAGAGUCGUCCAGAAGGGACAUGGCCACUACAAAGUCCCCUGCAAGCCUGAGCAAGCCCACAUCAGUCUCUGCCCUCCAUACGAACCCUGAGGCCAGGUUAGAUUUUUCUCUGGUUGAGUUAUUGGAUAUCAUAAGUCCAGUCUCUGCCCCUGAGCCCAACAAGCUGUCCAAUCGAAGGACCAAAAUGACACAACAUAGGCCGACCCCUGCUACCCCCAAACCAAUGGGCAGAACCCUGCUUACCCCUGCUACACCUCAUCCUCAAAGCACCCAGCAGGACCUGGAGGAAAGCCAAAUACUGGAGGAUAUUUUCUUCAUUUACUGACAAAGAAGAAAAUGAGAAGCACGACGGACAUGAUUCCAGUCACUUGACAUUUGCCUGUUUGGUAUUAACGUUUGAAACUGUCUUUUACGCUUCCAAUCACAUUCAAAAUCAGAAUGUACAAGAUUGAGCUUGUGUUAUGUUUUAAUUUUGAAUAAAAAUAACAAUAUU